Aspergillus candidus is the source of this 672-nucleotide messenger RNA. RefSeq lists its product as uncharacterized. Lineage: Eukaryota; Fungi; Ascomycota; Eurotiomycetes; Eurotiales; Aspergillaceae. The record is from RefSeq and is a predicted model, not a curated record. Bases 96 to 473 code for a protein of 125 amino acids. The transcript has a single exon.
AUCUACUGUUGGUCCGAUUUUCCUCUCGGUCCGAUUGCACUCUUGAGUUCGACUUCUGAAUCGUACCGGGAUCCCUCUUAUCAUUUCUUUACUUAAUGUAUAUUAAUCUUUCAUUUGUGACGGCUGAGAAAAAGUAUUCAUUGCAUGACACCGGGAUGGGGCUGGCUAUGGGAUGGAGUUAUCUUUCUUUCUUUCUUUCUUUAUUUUCAUUUCCUUUGUUUUAUAUCAUUGACCAUCAUGGGAUACCCGGAACACCAAUCCAACUCCACUUCAUCACCUUGAGCAAGUUCCAACUUCGAAUUUCCAAGUAUAGUUCAUUCCAUAAAAUCCCCAAGAUAAAUGUGUCGAGUCCUGGACAGGUGAAACCCAGCAAACCUAGUAGCAAGUACAACACAGGUUUGGACCCACACGGGCCUCUCCAUCCGAGGUCCAGAACCCAGCCACGAACGUCACAAGUGGAUCAGUUUGUCUGACAGCUGUAAGACUGCUGUCUGGGCAAAGUCCGCUUUUUUCAUUCAUCCUUUUUUUCUCUCUUUCUUUCUCUCUUUCUUUCUUUCUUUUUUCUCUCAUGUAUACCUCUCUUUUCCCAUGUACGCCUGUGCAUGUCCAUGUAGGUAGAAACAGGUGAGUGGAUAAGCAUAGAUCCAAAUCCAGAUAGUCAUGAACCGGCGA